AUGUCUGCCGAACAUCCUGAAACAAACCCUACCAAGUUACUUGUACCUCUGCACGUUAAAUACAUCCAAUCUCUAGAUACUCGAAAGGAAGACCUUGAGUAUUGGCUGACAGAACAUCUUCGUCUUAACGGUAUUUAUUGGGGACUCACCGCAUUAGACCUGAUGAACAAUGUGGAUGCUCUUGCCAAAAAAGAUGUGAUUGCCUAUGUACGCGGACUUCAGCACUCCAAUGGUGGAUUUGGAGGUCAUGUUGACCACGACCCACAUUUGAUAUAUACUCUGUCAGCAAUUCAAAUUCUGAUUAUUCAUGAUGCAAUUAAUGAGAUUGAUGUUGCCAAAGCAACUGAAUAUAUUGCCAGUAAACAACAGAUAGACGGGUCAUUCUGUGGUGAUUCUUGGGGCGAAGUAGACUCGCGAUUUUCAUAUAUCGCUCUUUCUUCUUUGUCUCUAUUGGGCCGUUUGGAUGCUAUUGACGUAGACAAAGCAGUAGAGUGGAUCUUGAGAUGUAAAAACUACGACGGAGGAUUCGGUAAUCAGCCAGGAAGCGAGUCCCAUGCUGGCCAGAUCUUUUGUUGUGUAGCCGCACUAGCAAUUGCUGAUGCUCUUCACCACGUCGACAUUGAUCUGCUCAGCUGGUGGUUAUGCGAGCGCCAACUAAAGAACGGCGGACUUAAUGGAAGACCAGAGAAACUUGAAGAUGUUUGCUAUUCAUGGUGGGUUCUUUCUUCACUUUCUAUACUUGGACGACUACAUUGGAUUGCAAAAGACAAAUUGAUAGCCUUUAUUCUAUCAGCACAGGAUCCUGAGAAUGGUGGUAUUUCCGAUCGUCCUGGAGAUAUGGUUGACGUGUUUCACACCUUAUUUGGUGUAACUGGUCUGUCUUUACUCGGUUAUCCAGGUCUCAAAGAGGUUGAUCCAGUCUAUUGUUUACCCAAAUAUGUUGUCCAACGCUUAGGUUUAGCUCAAAAGUACCACAUUUGA
Molecule: messenger RNA, 981 nt
Organism: Phycomyces blakesleeanus NRRL 1555(-)
Lineage: Eukaryota; Fungi; Mucoromycota; Mucoromycetes; Mucorales; Phycomycetaceae
Exons: 4
Coding region: 1-981 (326 amino acids)
Biological process (GO): protein geranylgeranylation
Cellular component (GO): Rab-protein geranylgeranyltransferase complex
Molecular function (GO): Rab geranylgeranyltransferase activity
Source: RefSeq, a predicted model, not a curated record